This is a messenger RNA of Wickerhamiella sorbophila, 1200 nucleotides long. RefSeq names its product Cytoplasmic 60S subunit biogenesis factor REI1. The record is from RefSeq and is a predicted model, not a curated record. Gene Ontology annotation, biological process: ribosomal large subunit biogenesis. The transcript has a single exon. The coding region runs from base 1 to 1200 and encodes 399 amino acids. NCBI's taxonomy places the organism in Eukaryota, Fungi, Ascomycota, Dipodascomycetes, Dipodascales, Trichomonascaceae. Gene Ontology annotation, cellular component: preribosome, large subunit precursor. Gene Ontology annotation, molecular function: zinc ion binding; nucleic acid binding.
AUGAGUGACGACCACCCAAAGUUUACCUGUAACACAUGCGGGUUAUCGUUCACAGACGCUGAGUAUCAGCGUGAGCAUAUGAAAACAGACUGGCAUCGUUACAAUCUCAAACGCCGAGUUGCCAAUCUACCGCCUAUUCCUUCGGAUGUAUUUGCAGAGAAAAUGAUCCAGCAGCGAUCGGCUCAGCUCGAGCCCAAGCCCCGUAAUGCUAAUCGUCAGGUCACCAAGAAAGAUCUGAAGCGCAUGGAGAAAGAGCGUAGGCGGCAAGAAGCCACGGCUGCUUCCGGUACGGCACCAACCGAGGAUGAAGACAAUCUUAGCGAUUCCGGAUCCAUUACAUCCCGGGCCCACAGUGUGACGUCUGCCAUGUCGAACUUCUCGCUGGGCGACCCGGUCCGUAGUGGCUAUCAAACGGAAGAAGACGACUUCAGUGCUAGCGAAGAUGAGAACGAUCAGGAUGAGGUUGAUCAGGUUCUACAGCACAAGAUCGCCAAUAUGGUAAAGAUUCCUGUGAAUAUUUCGUUUAUGGAUGGCCAUGUAUCUGAUUCUGUCGAGGCAAAUGUCGAUUACUUGGAGCGCAAGUACGGCUUGUACGUUCCCGAGAGGAUGUUCUUGACCGAUCUGGAGGGUCUGGUUGAAUAUCUUAAUGAAAAGGUAGGCCUGGGCAAUUGCUGUUUGUCCUGCAGCUACAUGGGUCGAUCACUAGAGGCAGUGCGAGCCCACAUGGUCUCAAAACAGCACGUCAAGGUUCCUUAUGAAACAGAGAACCAUCGGGCCGAGCUGGCUGAUUUCUACGACUUCUCCUCGUCUUAUAGUGCUAACGGAGACGAAUGGGAGGAAGUCAGUGACGAAAAUGGAGAGACUGAUUACACUGUGCGAGUCCAGGGCGGUGAUGAUGAAGACGCUGUCGAUAACAGUCUGUAUGUCGAUGGAUACGAGUUGGUGGUGGGCCCCGGAAAAGUCGCUGGUCACCGGUCCUUGCAACGCUAUUACAAGCAACGCUUCAAUUCUCUGCCCGAGAAGGAGGGCCCCAAGGCCGUUAAAAUGAUCGACAUGCGGGGUCCGGGUGUCACUGAGAAGGAGGCCACUAAGAUGAUCAAGCAGACCUGGAAGGAAGAGAAGAAGCAGCAGCACACCUUCUAUAGACGCGACAAGUUUAUCAACAACCAGAAGCACUUCCGCGACGAGCUUCUCCAAUAA